This is a messenger RNA of Vollenhovia emeryi, 1931 nucleotides long. Its product is annotated as probable DNA primase large subunit. NCBI's taxonomy places the organism in Eukaryota, Metazoa, Arthropoda, Insecta, Hymenoptera, Formicidae. The record is from RefSeq and is a predicted model, not a curated record. The coding region runs from base 528 to 1802 and encodes 424 amino acids. The transcript is spliced from 4 exons. Gene Ontology annotation, cellular component: alpha DNA polymerase:primase complex. Gene Ontology annotation, biological process: DNA replication, synthesis of primer.
UCGGUUUCACGGGUAUGCACACAUACCGGGGCAGUAAAUAUCGGAGCACAGUCUCGUGCGGCAUCUUACGGCUAGCAGAUUUGUAAUAAUAUUAAUUAUUAUUCACUCAGUGCUUGUGUGAGCGAAUGCGAGACUGUCAUCACACAUAUCAAUUAUGUGGUGCUCAAAAAUCUGUUUAUUUACUAUAAUAAACUGAAGAAUUGGUAAUCUUGGGAAUAUCAUAUGAAUUAUAGAAAUGGAUGUGAACUUCCUUGUAGGAAAAUGAUGAACAAUAUACAAGUGAAUGAAGAAUACGAUAAAAACUGAAUGAAGAUGCUGUCGCAUACACAAUGCACGUGUACAAGACGAGAGAGUGAAUAUACGAAAUGCUUGCAAAAACGAGAUUAUUCGUAGAUCCAUGAAAAGAGAAAGAGUAAAGCUGUCUCACACGUCCCUGCUCCAAAAGAAAAAUCAUUCCAUUUACAAAAUUCUCACAAAUUUGGAGCACUUUUAUAAAUGCUGUGUAAUAAAACGUCAAGUUAUCCGAUAUGAUUGACGUAGACAUAGACAUGUUUUAUAUUAUACCACCGAAUGGUGAAAUACUAUUUCAUAUUUUGGAAGAAUGUAUUUUGACCAGAUUAGAUUAUUUAAGGCUUCUAAGUGAAGGAUCUGCUGACAAAUUCGAUGGAAAGUUUGAGUAUUUACUAGAGAAUUCUAUUUACGAUAGAAUCGGACAUUUUGCGUUACGAUUAUUAGCUUCCACAUCGUCAGAUUUACAUAUGUAUUGGAUAACCAAAGAAUCAUUGUUAUUUAAGCAUAGAUUAGAUAAUGUAUCGCCUAGACAAUUGCAUAAGUUAUUGAAGCAAAUUAUCUGGAAACUGCAAGUGUUUAAAGACAAGAAAAGUGCAAUCGACACAACUCUGAUUGAGUUGUGCAAAUUUUAUUCGCAGCCCUUGGUGUUUAAACAUCUGGUGUCAAAUUGUUACAAUUGCAGUGACUUUCGAUAUAAAGUGAGAUUCGAGAUAGUACCAGACUUGGUAAAAGAGAGAGAACUAGUCCUUAAUAAUGGAAAUAUUAUCACGUACUGUUCAAAUUGGAAGAAAGUACUUGGAUCAUUAUUUAGUAAUUAUGUAACUAGCGAAAUGAGUCUCAUGAGGAGACAGGCGCAGCAUACUAAGGAACAUGAUCUUAGAUUCCACAUUUUAAGUCAGAAAGUUCAAUCUUAUCUCUUCAAGGAAGGCGUCGCUCAUGGAAAAGUAACCACCGAUAACAUAGAGUCGGAGGCACGGAAAUUCCCGUUGUGCAUGCAACAUUUGCACUCUCUACUGAGGAGUAGGCACCGUCUCAGUCACUACGCACGCCUGUACUACAGCCUCUUUUUGAAAGAAAUAGGAAUGAGCUUGGAAGAUUCCGUUACAUUUUGGAGGCAAGAAUAUUCCAAGCCACAUACUUGUACCUCGGUAUGCUCACAUAAUUGGCAGUCCAACGAAAAGAAAUUCAUCUACAGCAUCAGACAUAUGUACGGUUUAGAGGGAUCGCGGAGAAAUUAUAAGACACCUGACUGCAAUCUCAUCUGCACUGGUAUUAGUGGAGCAACGUACGAGGGUGGUUGCCCUUUCAAGGAUUUUGAUACGACUGCACUCAGAAAUCUUUUACGCGCUUCAUUAACCGAAGACGAAAUAGAGAAAUUUCUAAAUAGCAUAUCCGUUAAAGAUCCGGAAGUUCUCUGCACUGCAUUUCUCAAACUCGUACGCAAAGACGACGUGUCGCACGACGUCGUCAUAAAGAGUCCGGUACAAUACUAUCAAAGAAUGAUUGACUAAUAUCGACUUUAAUUUCCCAUUGAAAAGUAAUCUUGUCAGCACUUUUCACUGCUUAAUUCGUGUAUAUUACAAGACAGAAAGUUGUAAACUAACAAUGUUUUAUUUUUAUAAUACAUUAUUUUUGACACU